Messenger RNA from Phalaenopsis equestris, 2393 nucleotides. Its product is annotated as aluminum-activated malate transporter 12-like. Lineage: Eukaryota; Viridiplantae; Streptophyta; Magnoliopsida; Asparagales; Orchidaceae. The record is from RefSeq and is a predicted model, not a curated record. The transcript has 6 exons. Gene Ontology annotation, cellular component: plant-type vacuole membrane. The coding region runs from base 408 to 1976 and encodes 522 amino acids. Gene Ontology annotation, biological process: malate transport.
UUAGAUAUGUAAAUACAUAAAAUUCUGUCGGAUGUAAGUAAAAUUUGCAUUAUAUUUUCAGCUAAACGCCAAGGGAGGAAUUAGAGCCACAGAUCUGCACGCUGCAGUAUAAUUUUGGACCAAGAAGAAAGGAAAGCUCCUGCUGCUGUGAUUACUAGCAGGAAACAUGUGAAGUAAGUUAUUAUCAACUCUUACAGUUGCAUGCUUUGUUAAAAGAAAAUGAUGCGCAACUACACAAACUCACCACAUGAUGGGCAGAUCUCCUAAUUUCCUAAUUUAUAUAUAAGAUGUCUAUGGUUUCACGUAUACAUAUGAUUUCUUCAACCAAAACCAUUUUUUUUUAAGUUUCAAAUACCCUUCUCUAAAUUUCUCCAAAUUAUAAAGCAAAUUUCUUUGUGCUCCUACUGAUGCCAAUCAUCAUGAAAGCAGAUCAUAGCCAGAAAGAAGAAACCAGAAUCAGCACACAGAUGAAGAAAGUUAAAAAGCUUCCAGUUUCUGUUUGCAGGAACAUAUGGAAGGUGGGAAAAGAUGACCCAAGGAGAGUCAUCCAUGCCCUCAAGGUCGGUGUAGCAUUAACGCUGGUUUCCUUCCUCUACUUGUUGGAACCUCUUUUUGAGGGAGUUGGGCAGAACUCAAUGUGGGCAGUGAUCACAGUGGUUGUGGUGCUUGAAUUCACUGCAGGUGCAACUUUGUGCAAGGGUUUGAAUCGAGGAUUCGGGACGCUAUGUGCCGGCUCUCUAGCAUUUUUCAUAGAAUUCAUGGCGGAAGAAACAGGAAGGGUUUACCGUGCAGUUUUCAUAGGCACAACAGUGUUUUUAGUAGGUUUCAUGUCAACAUAUUUGAGGUUUUUUCCAUGUAUAAAGAAGAACUAUGACUACGGAGUGGUGAUUUUUCUACUAACCUUCAAUCUGAUAACGGUAUCAAGCUUUAGAGUUCAAAAUGUGCUGCACAUGGCACGGGAACGCCUCUACACCAUUGCCAUCGGUUGCGGUAUCUGCCUCUUCAUGAGCCUUCUAAUAUUCCCCAACUGGUCAGGAGAGGAUCUCCAUAGGUCUACAGCCAGAAAGUUUGAAGCAUUAGCAAAAUCAAUCGAAGGUUGCGUAGAAGUGUAUUUCCAUGACAAAGAUGAUAAAGUCAGUGAAGAUAACAUUGAGGAUCCAAUUUACAAAGGUUACAGGGCAGUUUUGGACUCCAAAUUUAGUGAUGAGACACUUGCAACCUUUGCAAGCUGGGAACCCAGGGCAACCAGGCACUGCCACAAAUACCCAUGGCAACAAUAUGUGAAGCUUGGCACAGUUCUUAGACAUUUUGGGUACACAGCUGUGGCGCUUCAUGGUUGUCUUCAAUCAGAGAUACAGGCGCCCAAAUCCGUAAGAUUACUGUUCCGAGACCCAUGCAUGCGAGUCGCAUCAGAAGUGUCGAAGGUCCUCAUUGAGCUAGCUUACAGCAUAAGUAACCGCCGUCUAUUCUCUCACGACGUCCUCUCCGACCAUCUCCACGAAGCCUUGCGGGACCUCAACUCCGCGAUCAAAUCUCACCCUCGUCUUUUUCUAGGCUCCAAAAACGCGAGGAAGGUGGCAGAACUGAAGCGUGAUAUGACUUCGUCCGCCGUUGCUUUGCCUUCGCUUAAAACCGAUACAUCAGCAAUGCAACAAUGGAAGAACAACAGGGUUGCAGACCAACCAAGGGGGCUAACCGAGCAAAAGCAGUUAAGGCCGACUCUGAGUAAGAUUGCGAUAACUACCCUAGAGUUCUCAGAGGCGCUUCCAUUCGCAGCCUUUGCUUCCUUGUUAGUAGAGAUGGCUGCAAGGCUGGAGCUUGUUAUUGAGGAGGUAGAAGAACUAGGAAGAGCAGCGUAUUUCAGAGAGACAACAGCCAGUGAUGAUAAGAAAAUCAAAAUUAAAAUAGAAAACAUGAGGAGUGACGAAAAUCAUCACGAUUUACAUGCCCAUGAGGUGCACCGGAUAGUUGACUAAGAACGGGAAAAAAACUAACUUAAUUGUGGAAUUCAUCUAUAAUUUCUAGUUGAAGUAUGCGGCUUUGCUGUUUAUUGCAAUAAAUUAACAAAAUAUGUAUUAGAGUCAUUUGAACUCAUCGCUCAUCAAUACGAUAUAUUUUGAACUGAAGUCGAAUUGGUUUUUUGUUGCAGUGCUGUUAAAAAGCUACAAAAUUUGUUGAAUUAAUUGCCUGGGUUACUAGUUAGAUGAUAAAAAAAAUCUUCUUUUAUCAUUACGCAGAAUAUGGACCUAGUAAUGUAUUGCUGAAAUAUAAUCAGAGCUUAUGAAAUGGGAGAACUGCACCAGAAGUGGUCUUAUACAUCCAGCAAAUACAUUAUAUGUUUUCUGCUCCCCCUUUGUUAAUCUUCACUAUCUUCAAGCACCUUUGGGGCCUAU